Messenger RNA from Paramecium pentaurelia, 859 nucleotides. Lineage: Eukaryota; Ciliophora; Oligohymenophorea; Peniculida; Parameciidae. The record is from the annotation of a GenBank genome assembly.
GUAGAUAUGUACAUCACUCAAAUAACUUUAGCUUAUGAGUUUAGGAGAUAAUAGAUUAGGUAAGCCUGUCACUAAGGAUAUGCAUACAUAUGAUGAUAAUUGUGAAUUUGAAUGGAUAAAUAUUGUUGACAAUCUAGAUCAUUACUAUUGGAGUCAUGUAAUCAAUUGGCUAUUGGCUACAUUUCUUGUUAGAGACUUUUGGUUUCUUAACUUUUGGUCUGUUUUAGAUGAAAUUAUUGAAUUAUCUUGGUAACACAAACUUCCACAUUUUAGAGAAUGUUGGUGGGAUCAUGUAUUAUUGGAUGUAUUAUUAAGUAAUACUGUUGCUAUUAUUAUUGGAAUGAUCAUAAUUAAGAAAUUCAAAUUUUAAUAAUACAGUUGGUUUGCUAAAGAUACCUUUACAAAUCCAAAGAAAUUUGAAGCUGUUCUUAUUGUAAUCAUUGUAAUCAUAGGCAACUUUUUAAAUAAUUUCUUCUUGAUGAAUUAAUUAUGGGUUCCUCCAAAAUGUUGGAUGGUUGUAUAUAGACUUUUAAUAUGGUUUAUGUUAGGUCAUUCAGCAUUCAGAGAAUUACAUAAUUCAAUUACUGAUUAAAACUAAUCAUAUCAAUUAAGAUAUCUUACAUAUUUCACGAUUGCAAUAGAAACAUUAAUAUCUAUUAAAUUUUUACCUGAUUGUGGAAAUUUAUAAAAUGAAGAUACUCCAAUAUAUAUAUGGUUACCAUGGCUUGUAGUUGGUUUAGUAUCUUUACUUUGGUGGAUUAAAUUGCAAUUAAAAUAAUCAAAGCAAUAAAUAUAGCCAUAAUCACAAGAAACAAUAUAAAAAUAAGAUAAGAGUAGAAAAGGAAAAAAGAAAGAUUGA